AUGAAACUAGAAGAUUCUCCAGCAUCAGCAAUGACACCAACGAAUAGUUCGCCUAAAUUACUUCCCAAACAGCAAAUAAAUAAUAAAUUAAAUAGACAAUCAUCUACAGUUAGUACAAUACAGCGACGAAAUCAAUAUAUGGCAUAUCAACGUCGUCAAAAUAUAGCAGUAACAAGUAAUGAUUUUCUAAAUCAACAUACACCAUCAAAACAUACUGUACCACUUCUAUUUGGUGCAAUGAAUGAAUUUUUUGAUGCAACGAAAAUUAUGGAAGAUGAAAUAAUGUUACCAUCAAGACUCAAAGAUAUGCCUGUUGAUGAAAUUGUUCUCGAUAAUUCAGUUCAACCAAAUAAUUGGCAUGAAUUAUAUACUUUUGUUCGCGAUGUACGAAAUCAAUUAACACGAUCACGUCCAUUUAUUGAUGAAGACGAUGAUAAUAAUAAUAAUAAUACUCCUUACGCUCGACAAGAAACUAAAGAUUCAAAUGAUGAUGAAGGAAUAUUACUUGUUAGUCAUGAUAACACUCAACAUUCAUCAACAUCAUCAAUAGUAUCAUCCGAUGAAUUAGAAAAUAGUAUAACAUCAUCAACUGCUGCAUCAUUUGAUACAAUUAAAGAUGAACUUAAAUAUCACUUCUUUGGACUUAUAGGAUCACUCGAUAAUUUAAAAUCAAUGGCAAAUAGAGUUACUGAAAAAUAUCGAGAAGAUUCAACAUUUAAAAUCUAA
This is a messenger RNA of Adineta steineri, 726 nucleotides long. NCBI's taxonomy places the organism in Eukaryota, Metazoa, Rotifera, Eurotatoria, Adinetida, Adinetidae. The record is from the annotation of a GenBank genome assembly.